Molecule: messenger RNA, 2100 nt
Organism: Thyridium curvatum
Lineage: Eukaryota; Fungi; Ascomycota; Sordariomycetes; Thyridiales; Thyridiaceae
Exons: 2
Coding region: 1-2100 (699 amino acids)
Source: RefSeq, a predicted model, not a curated record
AUGGAGACCUCGGCGCCCAAGCGCCGGAGAACAUCUCCAAGGACCUCUCUUCCCAUCCACCCGGGCGCGCCGCCACAGCAGCAACAACAGAGCCAGAGCCAACAAACACAGGCCGAGUCGACAACCCCGCCCGAUCCUCCGCCCCCGACCCGUUCCAACCGGCCGUCCUUUGCAUCUCCAACGAAGUCAAGCCUUGCGAGGCACAAUCCCGAGAUAUUGCAGAGAAGGCGGCCAACAUCGCGUGGUGGUAGCGGUAGUACCGGAACCGCUCCUCAGCCCGGCGCAUCGCGUCCCACUAGUCGGCACAGCGACGUUGAUGCUAUGGCCGACGCGCAAUUGGGCCAACGAUCCGAAGGAACAGCCGCGGGCCCUAGCUCGAGUGCUGCUUACAAUCCUCGAAGCGCGCCCGCAGACGCAAGCAGACGUUCGCCCACGAGGCGGAUUGGAGGAGCACUGGCAGACCAGCCGAAGCGCACGCCAACUCGACCGAAGCCGAGGCCUCUACCGCCACCGGGACCCGAAGAAGCAGAAGACUUGUUCAACCCUUUCGCUGGCAGAGGAUUGAGAAGGUCAGGAGGACUGGGAGUACUGCCUACCGAAAGUCAACCCGAGCCGGAGCUGCCUCCAACCCCCGAACACCCAGAUCCCGAAAUUACCACGCCGCCCUCCGGUAUCCAUAACACGCCCUCUAAACGCCCGCGCCGAAGCAUGGCUCUCAACGUCCCUAGGAGCUCCCCAUUGAAGCAACCACCGUCCAAAUUGCGCAAUGUCGCGCGUCGAGCCAGUCCACAGUCGGAGCCACAGCCACUACGGCGACGAUCCGCGAGACUGAACGGCCCUCAGCCACCCGAACCACAUCCAGGUCGCGGUGUACCUCCCGUCGAACCUGAUCCGAAGAAGCGGAAAAUACGCGACGCGCUCCUCGCAGAGGUGGCAGGACUGGAGGCGGAUCUCGCAUUGGCCUCCGCAGAGAACGAGCGUAUCGCGAAUCUACGGCAAGUACGCGCCGAGAUAUCCGCCCCAACUAACAGGGACGAGAUAUUGGGGGUCCUGCGCCGCCAUGUCCUAUCGAAGAAAGAACAAAAGGUGCAGCCCCCGGCGUCGACAGACUGGCUUCGAGCGGCCCUCAACCCGAUUGCCUUCCUGCCCUUCAGCAAGCCAAGCACAUCGCUCCCCACACUCUUCCCAACCGAACAGGACAACAAGGAUGACGAAAAGGACCCGAUAUCACACCACCCUAUCCCCAUGACCGCCGAGGAAGAACUACCCUACCUCCAAGCUUUUACCCCUCUAUCCUUCAAGUCGACCCUCGCCAUGCUCCCCUCGCCGGCCGACGACCCCGACGCCCCGCCCCUGCAGCGACACAGCAUCUUCGUCUCGUCCUCCUCGCCGCCGGGCGUCUUCGCCGCGCGCGUCGACAUGACGGUCAACACCAAGACGCACGCCAUCACCGACCUCGCCGUGCCCAAGCUCGACCCGGCCGCCAUGGCCGAGCUCAACCCGCUCGUCGAGCGCGUCCUCAGCAGCAGGAGGGACUUCGCCCCGCAGAGCGGCCUCGCGCGCAACGUCAGCGUGCUCACCUGGGCGAUGGGGGAGUGGCUGCGCGUCGCGCUGCGCCGCGCGCGCUUCUGGGUCCUGCUCGGCAGGGAGCUCGGCACCAAGGAGGCGUUCGCCGAGACGGUGGCCAGGAUACGCAACCGGCCCAAGAGGAAGCGCCGGAGGAAGGCGGCCGACCACGACGACGAUGAUGACGCCGACGCCGCCGGCGAAGGCGAACAACGACAACUGGACGCGUCGGCUGAAGUGUCUACCGAGGAUAUUCUGCCGCACCUGGGCCGCAUGUCCAUGGACAUCGACCUCCCCAACGAGGAGGCUUGCGCGAUGCGAGUGCAAUGGCGUGUGGAGUUUGACUGGAGCGGGGACGCGCAGAGUAAGGUUGGGGUUCUGCUCGGAGUUCCGGGCAAGUGGCACAAAGCCGAUGAUCGAGGAAGGCUCGGUAGGAUACCCAAGAUCUUCAACGAUCUGGUCCAGGAUGAGGGGGACCAGAUAGACGCGGUUCGUACGGUGGCUGCGUUGCUGGCGGGCGAUGCGCCUGCGUGA